AUGGCGCUGCACUUGUGGAGACGGGAGUUCAGCGCCACCAAUGCUGGGAUCCGGAAGCCUUUUUUCUCUGUGGCCGCCCUCCUCGGCCUCGGCGCACCGGAGCCGCCCGUGGACCUCUACGCCAUCGGCUUACAGGAGGUGAACUGCCGGAUCCUGAGCUUCAUCUCCGACCUGGCUUUCGAGGACCCCUGGACGGCCUCCCUGACGGCAGCGCUCGCCCCGCUGGGCUACGUCCGGGUGUCUUCCAUCCGCAUGCAGGGCAUCCUCCUGCUCCUCUUCUCCAAGCAAGCCCACCUGCCCUUCAUCCGGGGUGUGCGGAGCCAGUUUACCCGCACCGGCCUGCACGGCUACUGGGGCAACAAGGGAGGGGUCUCCAUCCGCCUGUCCCUCUACGGCCACUCCGUCUGCUUCCUGAACUGCCACCUGCCGGCCCACCAGGAGAACGCCAAGCAGCGCCUGGACGACUUUGAGCACAUCCUGGAGAUGCAGCAGUUCAGAGAAGACCUUCCCCUCCGCCCUGGACCACGAUUAAACAUGGCCAAGAAGAAGCUGUUCUUCCUCCAGGAGUUCUCGGAAGGCCCCCUGAAGUUCAAACCCACCUACAAGUUUGACCUGCACUCGGAUGAAUACGACACCAGUGAGAAGAAACGGAAGCCCGCCUGGACCGAUCGGAUCCUGUGGAGAGUGAAAUGUCUUCCGUGCUCCAAGCCGAAGGAGGUGCCCAGGGAGGGAGGGGUUUCCCUGUCCCUGGGCAGCUACACCAGCCACAUGGACUACGACAUCAGUGACCACAAGCCGGUCACUGGCACCUUUGAGCUGAAGGUGCAGCCCCUGCAGGAGGAGCCCCUGGUGGUGCUCUGCCCGGUGGGCACCUGGAGUGCUGGGCAGGACGCCACCGUCAGCUACGUCACCGCUCCAGAAUUUGCCAGCAGCCCCUGGGACUGGAUUGGCCUCUACAGGGUGUCCUUCCGACAUGUGAACGACUACGUCACCUACGUCUGGGUGCAGGACAAUGAGAUUUCCGCCGAGGACGGGGCCAAGCAGGUUUAUCUCGGGGCCGAGGGCCUCCCCAACGCGGGCGGAGAAUUCCUCCUGGGGUACUACAGCAACGCGCUGCGGUCCCUUGUGGGCCUUAGCCAGCCGGUCCAGGUCCAGCCAAGCCCGAAGUCAGCUGAGCAGCAGGCGGGCUGGUCUGGGGCCAGCAGCGCAGAACGCCUUCCUUGCGAGAGGCCGCCCUGUGACUUCUGAGCCUCCUUCGGCACCUCCAUGUGCAUUGUGGGGCACCCCGGCUUCGGCCUCCGGAGCAGCGUGGCUCAGCUUGCCGCACCUCUGGAGGGCCCUGCCUCCCUUUGGCACAAAAGAGCCGGGAUGGAGCCAGUUUCCCAGCAGGGGCGACCGUUUCCUUCUGCCCCGGCCGACGGCUGCCGCCCCGUUUUCCAAGUGCCUCUUAGGAUCUGUGUGCUUCACUGCAACGUUAAGGAGUCGCUGCUGGCACUUAUUUGAAACCUGGGAUUGUAGGACUUUUAUGAAAUUGUAAAGCUUUUAGAACUGAAAUACAUUUUAUUGUAGAAAA
Messenger RNA from Thamnophis sirtalis, 1573 nucleotides. The record is from RefSeq and is a predicted model, not a curated record. NCBI's taxonomy places the organism in Eukaryota, Metazoa, Chordata, Lepidosauria, Squamata, Natricidae.